AACCCAGUGAGGAAAUCCACUGGACACAGGAUAAUCUGGGCCCUUUUAUCAACAGUCAUGGAUCAAUCAUUCUCUGAUACAUCUAAGAAUGAAGACCAUGGAGAUUUGGAGUCCAGCUUUACAGCAUAUUUUAAGAAAACCAAGAAAGAAAGCAAAAUCAUUACUCAGGAAACCAUUGAUUCAAUUGAGUUACACCUGACAAGAGGAAAUAUUCAGGGGGCAAACUCUGUAAUCAGGGAUGCAUUAAAAAAUAUUGAUAAUGCCCCAAUAAACAUUGAUGUCACUGGAGAGUCUGGAGCAGGGAAGUCCAGCUUCAUCAAUGCCCUGAGGGGGGUUGGACCUGAAGAAGAAGGUGCAGCUGAAGUUGGGGUGGUAGCAAGAACUAUGAGGAGAACUCCAUACAAACACCCCAAAAUUCAAACUUUGACUUUAUGGGACCUGCCUGGCAUUGGAACUCUGAACUUUCUACCAAAAGAUUAUCUGGAGAAAAUGAAAUUCCAAGAGUAUGACUUCUUCAUUAUUCUUUGUGCCAAACAUUUUACAAAACUUGAACUAGAUCUUGCCAAAACAAUCAGACUUAUGAAAAAGAAUUAUUACUUUGUGAGAACCAAGGUGGACCUGGAUUUAGACAAUGAGAAGAAAUGCAAACCACGCACCUUUUACAGAGCAAAGACCCUGCAGAAGAUCAGAAGCAUGUGUGUGAACACCUUCAGUCAGAAUAACAUGGAUGCUCCACAGAUUUUCUUGAUUUCUAACAGACAUUUAUCUGACUAUGAUUUUCCAGUCCUGAUGGACACCCUGGUAAAGGAUCUUCCUGCUCAAAAGCGCCACAAUUUUGUUCUUUCCUUACCUAAUAUUACAGAACCAGCCAUUGACAGAAAGCACAGCUCUAUGCAGCAGGCUAUCUGGUUGGAAGCCUGCAAGGAUGGACUUUUAGCUACUGUUCCUGUAGUGGGCAUCCUCAGGGAUGAUGUGGAGAAGCUGAAGGAGAAGUUAAACCACUAUCGAGUCCUCUUUGGAGUGGAUGAUGAAUCCUUGCAAGUCAUGGCUAAGGAUUCCCAAGUGCCUCUUGAACAACUGAAAAAAAUUAUUAAAUCUCCUUAUUUGUUAGAAACUAAGAAAGAAGAAACAUUCGGAGAAAUGCUUUUGAAAUAUUUGGAGAAACUUGCCUUAGGUAAUGGUGGGCUCCUAGCUUCAUGUAUUUACUUUAGGGAAACCUUUUACUUGCAAUUUCUGUUCCUUGACACAGUGACUGAAGACACCAAAGUUCUCCUUAGAGAGACAAAUUUAAGAAAGCAGUUUAAACUCAACUCACCACAGCUACUGACCAUGACAAGAACAAACGAUUACUAUCAAGAAGUCAUUAGAUGA
Messenger RNA from Microtus oregoni (creeping vole), 1371 nucleotides. Its product is annotated as interferon-inducible GTPase 1-like. Lineage: Eukaryota; Metazoa; Chordata; Mammalia; Rodentia; Cricetidae. The coding region runs from base 58 to 1371 and encodes 437 amino acids. Gene Ontology annotation, molecular function: GTP binding; GTPase activity. Gene Ontology annotation, cellular component: endoplasmic reticulum membrane. Gene Ontology annotation, biological process: defense response; cellular response to interferon-beta. The transcript has 2 exons. The record is from RefSeq and is a predicted model, not a curated record.